This is a messenger RNA of Trichoderma asperellum CBS 433.97, 2471 nucleotides long. RefSeq lists its product as uncharacterized. Gene Ontology annotation, molecular function: ATP binding; protein serine/threonine kinase activity. Gene Ontology annotation, biological process: protein phosphorylation; signal transduction. Gene Ontology annotation, cellular component: cytoplasm. The record is from RefSeq and is a predicted model, not a curated record. NCBI's taxonomy places the organism in Eukaryota, Fungi, Ascomycota, Sordariomycetes, Hypocreales, Hypocreaceae.
UCUAUCUUGCGCGCAUUUCGAUUUCACCUGGCGUGAGCCUCUGAAGCCUCGCCCAAGCACACGCUACACAGCAUCUCAUAGCUCUUCCUCUUUUCGAGCUCCAGCCAAGAGCUGCGCCCUCCACCAUCAUGGAGACGCCUCCGCAGUCGCCCGGCGGCUCGAAAUCAGAUCCUCUCUAUGGUCUUCAGUCGCCUAGACUCACUGUUAACGGUCGCGACGAUGUCGCUGACGAUGCUCGGCCAUCUUUGGCGUCUACCAUUUCUGAGCCUAUUCGUCUACAAGGCUUCGCAAGCCCUAUCAGACAGCAUAAACGCACUCCAAGCGCUCAUCGCGAAAUCAAGGAAACUUUGGACGCACACGUCGAGUUCUCCAACGAUGAAACGGAUGGUCGAACCCAUCAUAGAAUAAACCAGUAUGUGAUUCAGGAAGAAAUCGGCCGCGGUUCUUACGGCGCUGUCCAUCUCGCGACAGAUCAGUUCGGAACUGAGUUUGCUAUUAAAGAAUUCUCCAAGGUCCGCCUGCGGAGGCGCGCACAGUCCAUCGCUAUGCGUCAAGGCCCUGGAGGACCGCAAAGACGUAUGCCUGGUAGAGGAGGCGCCAUGUCUCCUCGUCUAAAUGGGCUACGAGACAGUGAGAGAAGCGAUGCCUUAUUCUACAUUCGAGAAGAGAUUGCCAUUAUGAAGAAACUCAACCACCCCAAUUUGGCUCAACUUAUCGAGGUGCUCGAUGACCCGGAUGAAGAUUCUCUGUACAUAGUCAUGGAGAUGUGCAAAAAGGGGGUCAUCAUGAAAGUCGGCCUGGGCGAGCAAGCAGAUCCCUAUCCUGAAGAGGAGUGCAGGUUUUGGUUCCGGGAUUUGAUUUUGGGCAUUGAAUACUUACAUGCUCAAGGAGUUAUUCAUCGCGAUAUCAAGCCAGACAAUCUCUUAUUAUCUGAAGACGACGUUCUAAAAGUUGUCGACUUUGGCGUCUCAGAAAUGUUUUCAAAGGGAAACAAUAUGAGGACGUCCAAAUCCGCUGGGUCUCCAGCCUUUUUGCCCCCCGAACUAUGCAGCAAGCAUAACGAAGUUUCUGGAACGGCUGCAGACAUCUGGUCUAUGGGUAUUACCCUCUAUUGCCUUAAAUAUGGCAAGAUACCGUUCAACAAGGAGGCCAUACUUGAGAUUUACGAGGCUAUUAAGACAGAGGAACCAGAAUAUGCCAAAGAUGAGAAUCCGACAUUUCUCAAUCUGAUGAGCAGGUUGCUAGACAAGAAUCCAGAAACACGAAUAACCAUGGCUGAGCUUCGGGAACAUCCUUGGGUCACUAAAGGAGGAACCGAUCCCUUACUGUCGGCAGAAGAAAAUUGUUCAGACCCCAUAGAGCCGCCGAAUGAGCUGGAGCUUAGCCGCGCUUUCACAAGGAAGAUGAACCACCUCCUAUGCGUGAUGAAGGCAAUCCAUCGAUUUAGGAGCUCAUUAGCUCGCAGCCGCAAAAAAGCUGCUGCUCGACUAAGGGAAGCUACAAAAGAAAACGAGACACCCAAAUUACUAGAUACCAGCGCAUCAGUAGAAGAUAUAGCAGCGCUCAUCGCACAGCAAAAGACAAUUCUACUUGCACCAGAGCCCGAUGAAAAGACUAAAGGCCACGCUCACGAUAUUAGCGACCAAGAGCCGUUGUUCCUGGGCAUCGGCACAGGAGCAAGAGACGCUUUUGUUACCGAUGAGAAGACGCCCGACGUUGUGUCCGACUCUCCGACGGCAGUGGAUUUCAAUGUGUAUGAUCGGGCGUAUGAGGAGGCUAUCAACGAACGAAUGAAACAGAAUCAGUCAAGCAACCCUGUUCUGUACUUGACGAAACAUAUCAAAGAGAAGGAAUAUUUCAAAAAGCUGGAGAACAUGGUCGACGAGGCUUUGGUCUCACAAUCUCCCUUCAAGGCUGCCGUGGAGAAUUCCAAGCGACUUCUAGACCCUUUACCUCUCCGUCCAGGCAAUAAACUAGCCGAUCUCGUGUCCACCGUUAGAGCUUCGGGAGCGUCCAAGAAUAGCAGCAAGACAACAGACCAAAAUUAAGCUGGUGGUUGUCUCAAGGCUGUGUCAAGCCAGCGUCCUGGCAGCCUAUCCCACCAGGUAAUCUAAUUGUGAACAUCUACAAGAAAACAUUCCAAGAAAAUAUUUCGGGAUUACGAGAUACCAGGCUCGAAGAAUUGCUAACCCCUCUCCUCACAAGUGACCUCCUUUUCAAUUAAGGUACAACGAGAAUGCAUGAUAUAUCCAUGAGGCGACGAUUAAGGGGCGUCCAACAGAAAGCUGUGAAACAGGCUCGUGUGUGACUGCCUCCAAUCAGACAAUACGCUGCUGUGUUUUUACGCUACUCAAGAUGCAUUAUCAUGAUGUAGGAUGAGAUGAGAUUAUCGCUGAGGUUAUCAAUUCCUUUCAUUCUGUGGAGAAGGCAAUCUCCGCUACCAAUAGUAAAGGUGUGCUCACCGCUUCGAA